CGUAAACAUUGCAUCAUCGACUCUGCUGAGGCCGGUAUGGAGAUGGUCAUUCUGCUGCAAUUUUGAAGAUACUGAUGAGCAUUAGGAAAAGUUGAUAGUUUCAGGAAAGUGGAUUUUCGUUUAAAAACUUCAAGAUGGUUGAGUUUUCAACAGUUGCCAUAGGUGUACUUCUGUCCCUUGAACUGGGAUACUUUGUGAAAGCUGUUGUCUAUGCUUUUGGCUCAAGGUUUCUGCUGCCAAAGCUUCAUCCUCUUCAAGCCUCAAGGUUGUAUGGUAUAUGCACAACCAGAGACAUAGACUUCCUGCUGAACCACAUCAACAAUUCACGAUACCUUAGGGCCAUGGACUUUGGUCGUGUGGACCACUUCACCAGGUCCAGGCUUUUAAGUGGCGUUUCAGGAAAGAAGGUGCAGGUUCUUGUUGCAGCCAGUACCAUCAGAUACCGCAAGCCAGUUUAUCUCUUUAUGCCAUACAGGCUGGAAUCUCAGAUUGUUUACUGGGAUGAGCGAAAUUUAUACUACCGCCAGAACUUUGAAACAAUACAUGACAACUUCCUUCGAGCAACUGCCUAUGUGAAGCUGACAGUGUUGGGGUCAAGUCCAGAUGAGCUCUUGUCUACCCGCCUCUCAGAAUCUCCAGAACGACCUAACAUUCCAAAUGAUCUUGAAUCUUGGAUGCUAUAUGUUAAGCAGAACAGUGAGAAUCUCAAGAAGAAAGUGUAGGAAGCUUUCAGUAUAUUCUGCUGUCCUUUAUGUUACUCAGUCAUUUGUUCAAUUUAUUGCUGUCAUAGCCUCAAUCAAAUGGUACUCUGCAAGAUUCCUCCUUUGCAAACCAAUCUGGAAUUUAGUAAUGUCCACUUGCUGAUAAGAUGCACUUUCUUUAGGCUAAGUGAUCAGUAGCCACUUAAGAGGCUUUACAUACUAGGCUUGUAGAUCACAUAUUUUAUAUAUCAUUUUUCCUUAAUCCAAGGAAUACACUGGUUAAUUAAUACCAAAAAUGUUUUGCUUAUGUUUCAAGCACAUUAUUGUAAUGCAUAUAAAUGUAGGUAGCGUGAUACCUUUUUUUUAAGGCAAAUACAUAUGAAACCAGUGAUAUUUUCCUUUGUGUUUCUUCAUUGUGCAAGAGUCUAUGAAUAUUUAAUGACAUUCCUCUGUUACUGUCAGUCAGGUCUUCAGGUACUUCAACAGGUACUACUUCUCUUAUUUAUAUGCAUGGUCUAGUCAGUCUGUUUAAGAACAAACUUUCUUAUUUGAUUUGUGUAUGAUAUAUAGAGAAUACUCACUAUUAAAUGAAUAUAUAUGAUGUGUGCUUAUUUGUUUGUUCAUUGUCAUUAUAAAAGACAAGUGGUCAUCUACCCUGCAUUUCUAAGAGUUAGAGGUAUUACAUAGUAAACCUUUAGCUUAGACCCUGACAAGCCUUAUGUUUAGAAUUAAGCAUAUACUGAAGUUUGGAAGAGGUCCUUACAGUGCCAGUUUUCAUUAGUAACCUGUCAAAAGGCACAAUUUACUCUAGGAAUUUUACAUCUUCAUAUGGAUGCAUUCAAUUUUCUAAUCAUAUUGGAGGUAAUAUGCUUGUGAUAUAAUCCCAGGCAUUUCUUAGACAUUUCCAAUGCAUACAUAGUCAUUAGAUUAUAUGUAAUAUUUUAUCUGCCAGAUAAUUAAUUUUCCUCCCCAAACCUAAUCAGCUUCUGGUGUUUUUCCAGUGUGGUACACCUUGUUUUUCUAAAAGGAAAUAGGGCAUGAAUUUUAGUGCAAAUGAUAUGUGCUGAAUUGUACAUGCUGAUGUUAUAUCGUAAUUUCUAGGCAAUAGAAAGUGUAAUAUGUUAAUUUGCAAAUUUUCAUUGUCAUGAAAGAGCACUUUUUAAAGAUUUUUAGAGCCUUUGCACAGAAUGAAAUGUUUUAAAGUAGGAAUAAUGUAUAUUCUAAUUUGUUUGAUUUGGCAUCACCCAUGUACCCCACAAAAUCUGUUGAUUCAUGCUUUGUUUAGAAUGUUGUAAUUAUUUGGAGUGCCAAAGUCUAAAAGAGGGGGGGACUAUUUCAGUGGAAAAUACUACCAAAUGUGACAUGUCACAUCUCAAUUUUAGGGGUAAAACAGUCAGUUAUCAUAGAAUAAAUAACAGUGCUUUGGACUAUUUUCUUGCGAGGCAUAAGCAAUAAUUUUUAUGUGUUUAAAUAAAAUAUAUUCAGAAUUAUUAUUGCAUUCAUAUAUUGCAUGGCAAAUGAAAAAUAUAAAUUUUCAAAAGCAUUUAAGGAUUAAAUGAAGAUGAUAUCAGUUUUAUAAUGAUAGUGAAAUGGUUACCUAAUUACUAAGCCUUUAUAAAGGUUAUUUUGAGGAAUAGGUUACUAUUUGAUAUUUUGAUUGAUGUAAUCAGAACUACAAGAAUCAACCCACUGUUGCUGUGAAGUGUUGAGUUCACUGUAGUUUGUGAAGUGUCUCUGUACUUAAUACUUUUGGAGCCAUCUAUGUGUAAAAACCACUAAUAAAUUAAAUUCACAAUGGGCAUGGCAUAUGUGUACAUGCCAUCCCUUGUGGUAUUGGGUUAAGUAAUUAUUAUUAGUUACUCAUACUGUUGGUAUGAAUCGGGUGUUGAAAGUCCAUUGUAGAAGUUGAUUUCUUUGAAUGAUUACAUAUUUCAUAGGAGAUUAUGUUUGAUUAGUGGUGUUUAAAACAGUUGUUUAAGCCAAAUGAGGAUAAGUGGUUGUUGGUAAGUGUAAUUAAAAAAAAAUUAUAUAUAAAUUUAAUAGGUAGACCAUUUUAGAUUAUUGUUUAUAACUUAGGUUAAGUUACAAAUUAGACCUGAAAAUUUCAGUUAUAUUUUCUUUGGUGAGCUCAUAAUGAAAUUUUAUCAAUGGGUGUAAAUUGUUUUUAACACACAUUUCCUAUGAAACAGGGUCAGGUAUUACUAAGGUACUUCUAAACAUGAAUGCCCUCCAGACAAGAAAUUUGAUGAAAUAAGAUUAUAUUAAUAAUGUGUACAAUGUGCUCGUAGUAUAGAGAGGUCACAUAGAGUAUAUUUUUUUCAAUAUGGAUUUGUUUUGUAUUUUCAUUGUUAUUUUGUUCUUUAUAGAGAUUCUACUGUGGUUGGCCAUUUGUAAACUAAAAGGAAAUCACAUGAUUGAUACAGUAAUCUUAUUUCUACAGUUACACCAUAAGAAUACUUCUACCCAACUAAAAGUAGAUAUACGUUUUUUAGAACAUAUUUCACUAAUAUUAUAGGAUACAUAGGGUUACAUGAAUGGUAAAUUUUGGCAUUUACUAAUUUGUUAUACAUACCUCAGAUUCAAAUGCUUGAUGGAUAAUACAUAAUGAAUAAUCUUACUCUUUGUUUGGCAGUUGAAAGCCUUUCAUAUUAUAUGUUCAUGAAUAAAACAUAAAUGCAUUGUGGUUAAUGUUAAAUCCUUGAGCCUUUUAAUAUGUAAGAACUCACUGUAGUUGACUAAUGUCUUUUUCCUGUUUAAAAGAAAAGAUAAUAUUCAGGGUAUGACACUGUGAUUUAAAGUGUAAUAUACCAAAGAUUUCAGGUAUAUAUUUAAUUUUCUUGUAAAUAUUUGAGUUUAUUUCCUCAGUUCCAUGAAGCUUUUUUAUUUGAAUAUGACUGUCUUGGAUAUAAUUGUAGCGCUUGACUAUAUUUAAAUAUAUUUCAUCAGUUUUUCGAUUAUUUAUAUUUGUGCUUAAUGUCUCUCAGCUAGUUUGUUAGGAAAUAUCUGCAAUAUUUGUUUAGAAAAUGUUUAGAUGAAUAAGAAUA
Molecule: messenger RNA, 3745 nt
Organism: Penaeus indicus
Lineage: Eukaryota; Metazoa; Arthropoda; Malacostraca; Decapoda; Penaeidae
Product: protein THEM6-like
Exons: 4
Coding region: 135-722 (195 amino acids)
Source: RefSeq, a predicted model, not a curated record